GUCCCUCGGACACAGCGGAUCAAUGAUCACGGAAAGAGCCAAAUAUGUCAGCUCGGUCAUGUGAUCAGCUGUGGCACUGAUGAUCAGUGUGCCCUGAUGAUCAGUGUGGCCCCAGAAGUGCCACCUGUCAGUGUCCAUCAGUGCCAGCAGUCAGUGCUCAUCAGUGCCACAUGCCAGUACCCAUCAGUGGCACAUCAGUGCCACAUAUCAGUACCUACCAGUGCACAUCAAUGCCACAUAUCAGUGCCCAUCUGAGCUGCCUUUCAGUGUCACCCAUCAGUGCCAGUCAGUGCCAGUCAGUCCCACCUAACAGUGCCAGUCAGUGUCGCCUAA
Staurois parvus is the source of this 333-nucleotide messenger RNA. The record is from the annotation of a GenBank genome assembly. Lineage: Eukaryota; Metazoa; Chordata; Amphibia; Anura; Ranidae.